Meloidogyne enterolobii is the source of this 1137-nucleotide messenger RNA. The record is from the annotation of a GenBank genome assembly. Lineage: Eukaryota; Metazoa; Nematoda; Chromadorea; Rhabditida; Meloidogynidae.
AUGUGUGCUUUCCAAGCUAGGAGAGAUUUUCAACCUGGAAAAAUUUUUAAAAAAAUCUUAACUGCGAAAAAAUAUUUUUCCAAACUUUUAAGAGGUAUAGAAGACAGUUUAUCCCGUCGAUAUCUCUACAGUUAUUAUUGGUCCACUUUAAUGCUUUCCAAUGUUUGUGAAGUUCCUUGGCCUAUCAGAAGUUCAGAAUUUAUUAUUGUUUGUGUUGAUUUAAUGUUUGGGGUUUUAAUUUUUGCUACAAUUGUUGGAAAUGUUGGGAGUAUGAUUGCUAGCUCUGAGGCAGCUAGAAGGGAUUUUCAAUCAAGAAUUGAUAAUGUGAAACGUUUUCUUCGUCAGAGGAAUGUUAACAAAAAUUUAAUACACAGAAUUAAUAACUGGUUUGAUUAUAUUUGGCAACAAAAUAAACAAGCAAUACUUGAUGGACAGGAUGAUUUAGUGUUAAGUGUAUUACCAACAAAAUUGCAAGCAGAAAUUGCUAUGCAUGUACAUUUUGAGACGUUGAGGAAAGUUAGGCUUUUUCAGGAUUGUGAAGCUGGUUUACUUGGUGAACUUGUUUUGAAGCUUAAAUUGCAAGUAGGGGUUUUCAGCCCGGGAGACUUUGUUUGUAGAAAGGGCGAUGUUGGCAGAGAGAUGUAUAUAGUAAAGAAAGGUCGCUUACAAGUUGUGUCGGAUGAUGGAAUGAAGAUUUUUCAUACAUUAUUGGAAGGGGCUGUUUUUGGAGAACUUAGUCUUUUAAACAUUCCCGGCAGUAAGCACGGAAAUCGUCGUUCUGCCUCAAUUCGUUCAGUUGGCUAUACAGAUUUAUUUGUUUUGAAGAAGGCAGAUUUAUGGGAAGCUUUAAGAGAAUAUCCUGAAGCAAAAAGAAUGUUGGUACAUAAGGGGCGGGAAAUACUUUUGAAGGACGGGCUGUUAAAUGAAGAUGCACCUUUGGAAGAAAAAAGUCCAGAACAGUGGAAUCAGGAACUUAGGGAACAAAUUGACCGUCUUUUGGAUAAAUUGUCUCGAUUAACAGCAGAAUUUAUUAGUAAUGAAACUAAAUUAGUGGGUAGAAUAGAGUUUUUGGAGAAUAAAUUGAAACAAUAUGAUUAUCUUGAUGAGUAUAGUAGUGGUGAAGAAUUUAGUCUUUGA